This is a messenger RNA of Linum trigynum, 1517 nucleotides long. Lineage: Eukaryota; Viridiplantae; Streptophyta; Magnoliopsida; Malpighiales; Linaceae. The record is from the annotation of a GenBank genome assembly.
CUAAUCGUGUUGUGACAAAUAUAGCCGAAUUUUGAAAAAUACACUCGUAUAGCCAUUCCGUCCAAAACUUUAACGGAAAUCUCACAACUGUUGACUGGACUAACGGAUGUUUGCAACGUGGCCUAGGUAAUCUAUGUGGCAGUACAGGUGGAAAGAGUUUAAAGAAAGAUGAAUUAAAAAUAAAAGAAAAUUGAAAUAAAAAAGGAAGAUGAAUUAAAAACCCUUCCUCUACAUAUUCCCCGACCUUCCAUUCCUCUUCUUCAUACAUCCUGGCAGAUCGACGAACCCAACGACCUUAAAACACCACCAUCCCCUCCAUCGAUCAACCCCUUCAUACACUCCAUAUCACCCUUAACUUCCUUCCGUCAAUUUCCCUCCGACGCAAGGCCAACAACAAUCAUCCCACUCCCGGUACGGCCAGCAAACGCCGUUGCCGAUGAAUCCUGAUUCUCCAAUCGGACUCAUUCUUAUCCCCCCCACAAAAUAAAUGAAUCAGCUCCUCCAAUCGGACUCAUUUCUUAUCCCACUCCCGGUACGGCCAGCCCACCGGUGUCACAAGCUUCCUCCGCUCAUCCCCUAAAAAAUCCCUAAUUUCUCAAAGGAAUUGUUCUCUUAGAAUCAAUUGAAACAAAUCUCUCCAAAUCGAUCCCUCUCACUGCAUUAUCCCAUCUCCCACAACACACCGAGAAAAAAGAAGGCGAAAACAAGAAAGUCAUCACCCAUGGCCGCUGUAGCUGCUGCUCUCUUCUUCCUGGUCCCGAUUCGUCGGUCGACGACCUUCGCAGGGAGUUCGUCGGAUUGGUGUACGGGCAGAUGGCGUUGGUGUGGGGGUGGAACGGGAACGGGACGGCCCCGUGGGGAUGCUGCUCGGGAAAGAGAGGGGGCUUUGAAGGGUGGAGGAAGGGGUCAUGAAUUUGGAUCUGGUGGAGGGGAAUUUGGAAAGGCAAGCGACUGGGAAAGACAAAUAGUGGGAAAGCGAUUUGGGGCAGGGUCGCAGGGAUGAAGGAAUAGAGAGAGAGAGAAAAAAAAAACUAAAAUGAUUUUUUCCUUUCUAAUUUUUUAUUUUAGUAAAAUUAUUUUUUAAUUACUUUUAAUAUGAGGUGGCAUGAAGAUGUCCAGUUGGUGAUGAUGUGUCAUCCAGGUGGCAUCCACCUCAGCGACACGCAGAGGUUAUUAACUACGUUUGUGAUGGCGUUAAAGUUUGUAAGGAAAAUGGCUAAAGUUGUCAAGCAAGUUUGAAAAAGUGGCUAUACAAGUGUAUUUUUCAGAAUUUGGCUAUAUUUGUCACAACGCAAAAAGUUAUGGCUAUGAAAAUGUAUUUUGCCUAUAUUAAAAAAAAGAAUGAUUCCUAAACAUUCUAGAAGCUUGGAUUCCGUAAAAUCAAUCCCAUCACAAUCCCUACAUAAUUUCGGUAUCUCAAUCCCAAUAUUUCGGUAUUCCAAUCGGUACUUUGGUAUCCCAAUCGGUAUUAUCGAAUACGAAAUUAAUUACAUUUGCAAUCAAUAAUUAAAUAUGCA